UGAGAAAUGAAACUGGAAGUGUGAAACGAAGGAAAAGUUUGUUGAGGAAAGAAAGUAGAAAGUACAGACUACAGAGAGUACAGAGAGAGAGAGAGAGAAGAAAAGUAAAAGAUAUAAUAGUUGUAGUUGAAGUUGUGAGGAGAGAGAAAGAGAUAUAGGAGAGAGAGAGACUGGGUCUGGGUUUGAGUCCUUCCUUUUCAAUUUCUUAUUCUACUCCUUUUCUUCUUUCUCCUAGAUCUCCCCCAACCCCCUCCUCUCUUUUAUCUAUGUUUUCUCCUCAGAUUUCAUCAAUUACUUAAUCAUGUUUUCCCGUUGACAAUCCAUCCCCUUCUCUAUUCUUUUUUGCUUUUCUCGAGGACAACAAGAACAACAACAUCACGAAUUGGACUGCUUUGCUAAGGAGAACAAAUCUGUUUCAAGUUUGUGUUUUUCAGAGAGAGUCCAUCCUUUGGAGAUGAAAUCUCUUCACACAUAAGGUGUUUCUCUUUGCUCUGGGCUUUUGCAAAGUUUUUAUAUUGAGAAGAUGAUGGAGGAGGUGGGCGCCCAAGUAGUUGCCCCCACAGUCAUCCACCAAACCCUGUCUGGAAGAUUUUGUGAUUCGUAUCCCAUGGCAAAGAAACGCGGUCUACCUUUUCAUUCCUCAACUUAUAUUCAUCAAAAUGCUUCUGAUAACUGGAAUCCUAAGUCCUGGGAUUGGGAUAGUUCGAGGUUUGUUGCCAAACCUUUGCAAUGUGACGAAAUCCAUGCGGGAAAUGGCACUCAGGUUCUUCCAGGCUUGCCAAGGAGGAAUGAGUUACAAAAUAAUGCUCAAAAUCCUAGAAAGCCCGAUCAUGCUGCAGAAGAUAAUGAAAAUCUUCGACUGAAGCUUGGAGGUGGAGACAGAGCUAGAAGCGAUGGCGGCAGUGGUGGCGUAAAUUUUGUGGAGCCACAGCCAGUGUCAAGGCCCAACAAAAGAGUACGAUCUGGAUCGCCCGGUGGUGCUAAUUAUCCAGUGUGUCAGGUGGAUAAUUGCAACGAAGAUCUGUCUACUGCUAAAGACUAUCACCGUCGUCACAAGGUUUGUGAGGUUCACAGCAAAGCUGGUAAGGCCUUAGUGGGGAAACAGAUGCAGAGGUUCUGCCAGCAGUGCAGCAGGUUUCACCCCCUCUCAGAAUUUGAUGAGGGGAAGAGAAGUUGUCGGCGCAGACUUGCUGGUCACAACAGGAGGAGGAGGAAAACUCAGCCAGAAGAUAGCACGACACGGUUGUUAGUUCCUGGCAGCAAUGACAACAAUAUUGAUAUCGUAAAAUUAUUGGCAGUGUUAACUCGUGCACAAGGGAACAUUGAGGACAGGAGUGGCAAGGUCGCACCUUUACCUGAUAAAGAUCAGAUGAUACAAAUUCUUAGUAAAAUAAGUUCAUUGCCCUUGCCAGCUGACUUGGCAGCCAGGCUGAAAGGAAGUAUUCCCAAUCUUAUAUCCUCUGAAAAUCAGAACCAAAUGAAUGGGAAGGCUUCUUCUCCUGCAACCAUGGACUUGCUUGCUAUUCUUUCAGCAACCCCAGGAGCACCCUCUUCUGACGCAUUUGAAAUUCAAUCUCAACCAAGCACAGAAGGAAGUGACUCUGAGAAAACCAAGUCAUUGUGUGUUGACCAAACUGCAUCUCUCAAUUUGCAAAGAGGAUCUAUGAUGGAAUUUCCUACUGUAGGAGAGAAAACUAGCACAAGUUAUGAUUCUCCCAUGGAAGAAGUAGAUUUUCAUGUUCAAGAGACAUCUCCAAGUUUGCCAUUGCAGCUGUUUACUCCCUCACCUGAAGAUUAUAGGGCAGUGAAGUCGCCAUCAUACAGAAACUUCUUGUCUUCUGGCAGCAGUAAUCCUUUAGAGGAGAGGUCACCUGUGUCUUCACCACCUGUUGUACACAAUUUGUUCCCAAUGCGAACUUCAAGAGAAGCAAUGAAGGAUGAUCAUUUGUCAAAUAGUGAAAGUGAAAUUGCAAAUGUGAAAGCAACCAUUAGCAAUGAGUGCAGUACAUCUCUUCAGCUUUUCAGAGACUCAACGCUAGCUACUGAAAAUGGUUCUAAUCGAAGUUCUCCAUACCGAGCUGGGUAUAUGUCUUCUUCUGGAUCUGAUCAUUCACCAUCCAGCCUGAAUUCUGAUGCUCGGGAUCGUAAUGGUCGAAUAAUUUUCAAAUUGUUUGACAAGGAUCCCAGCCAUUUGCCUGGCUCACUGCGGAGUCAGAUAUACAAUUGGCUUUCCAACAGUCCAUCAGAAAUGGAGAGUUAUAUUAGGCCUGGUUGUCUAGUUUUAUCCCUGUAUCUAUCAAUGCCAUCUUUUGUCUGGGAUCACCUUGAAGAAAACCUUCUUAACUAUGUGAAUGGUUUAGUGAAAGAUAUUGAUGUUGACUUUUGGGGGAAUGGAAGAUUUUUGGUCCACACAGACAGACAAAUGGCUUCCCACAAAGAUGGAAAAAUUCGACUCUGCAAAUCAUGGAGAGCCUUGAGUACAGCAGAACUGAUCUCGGUCUCUCCUUUGGCUGUUGUUGGUGGACAAGAGACCUCUCUUCUAUUGAGGGGUAGAAAUUUGACAGCUCCUGGCACCAAGAUUCACUGCACGCAUGCAGCUGAAUAUAAUAUAAAGCAAGUUCCAGUGGCAUCGUGUCUAGACACUGCAUAUGAAGAGAUAAGCUUGGAUUGCUUUAAGGUCGAUGUGGCAGCAUCUAGCGUACUCGGUCGCUGUUUCAUUGAGGUUGAAAACAGUUUUAGAGGGACAAGUUUUCCAGUAAUUAUUGCAGAUAAUACCAUCUGCGAUGAAUUGAGACUCCUUGAGCCUGAGAUUAAUGGAACAGAAGCAUGUGAUGGUAUUCUAGCUGAUCAUAUUCAGAGUACAGGGACGCCCAGGUACAGAGAAGAAGUCCUGCAUUUCUUGGAUGAACUUGGAUGGCUGUUUCAAAGAAAACACAACUCUUCCUUGUUUGGAAUUCCAGAGUAUAGGCUUACCCGGUUCAAAUUCCUUUUUAUAUUUUCCGUUGAGCAUGACUUCUGUGCUGUGGUGAAAACUCUCCUGGAAAUUCUGCUAGAACUAAACUUGGGUAGGACUGGAUUAGCAAGGGAGUCUUUGGAGAUGCUAUCAGAGAUUCACCUAUUGAACAGGGCUGUCAAAAGGAGGUCUAGGAGCAUGGUUGAUUUGCUCAUCCAUUACUCUAUUGUUGAUUCCACUGAUACUUCUGAGAAAUUUAUUUUCUUACCCAAUAUGGCUGGACCUGGUGGUGUCACACCUUUGCAUUUGGCUGCUUGUACAUCAUCUUCAGAUGAUAUGGUUGAUGCUCUGACAAGUGAUCCACAGGAGGUGGGCUUACGCAGUUGGAAUACUGCUCUUGAUGCAAAUGGGCUGUCUCCAUAUGCAUAUGCCUUAAUGAGGAAUAACCAUACGUACAAUGCUCUUGUUGCUAGGAAGCUUGCAGAUAGGAAUAAUUGUCAAGUCUCUGUAUCAGUUACCGAUGAAGUUGGGCAAUUCGCUUUGGAGAUGGAUAAAGAUAAGAGGACUAUCUCCCACUUGAAUCAAAAGCAAAAAUCUUGUUCGAGAUGUGCAGUUGUUGCAGCAGAUGGAUACAAACAAAGGUUUCCAGGUUCGCACGGACUGCUUCAGCGUCCUUAUAUUCAUUCAAUGCUGCUUGUUGCUGCUGUGUGUGUUUGUGUGUGCGUGUUCCUAAGAGGACACCCAUAUAUCGGUUGCGUUGGCCCAUUUGCAUGGGAGAACCUGGGCUACGGGGCAAGUUAAUAUUUACAUUUGGUUGGAAAUAUCAGUUCUACAGGAAAAGGCGACGAUGGCUGUUCGACGCCCAUAAUGUACUCCUCAUCAAUUAUAUAAUGUUAUUCAAUUCAUUAGUAAUUGUAGUUGUAGUAGCAGUAUUAGUAUUAGUAUUGUAUUGAAUUUGUAAUUUUAGGAUGACUUUUACUUUCCACACAUCUUAGUAGUUGGGCUGCAUAAUGUUCGUAUUCUGUUAAAGAGUGCUUGUCGAUUAGGCCGAGUCUUAUACUAUAAUAAUAAUAAUACGUGUAGAGUAUACGAAGAAAUUAAGGUGGAGUAAGGUUGUCUGGAUUGGACUGUGUUGUAUCACUCCAUUACUUCACCCGCAACUCCUGUAUUCACAUAAUUUGAUGAAUUCGAGUCAAUUAGUUUAUUUUUCUACUA
This is a messenger RNA of Sesamum indicum (sesame), 4168 nucleotides long. Its product is annotated as squamosa promoter-binding-like protein 14. The record is from RefSeq and is a predicted model, not a curated record. Gene Ontology annotation, cellular component: nucleus. Gene Ontology annotation, molecular function: DNA binding. Lineage: Eukaryota; Viridiplantae; Streptophyta; Magnoliopsida; Lamiales; Pedaliaceae.